Molecule: messenger RNA, 450 nt
Organism: Cladocopium goreaui
Lineage: Eukaryota; Dinophyceae; Suessiales; Symbiodiniaceae
Source: the annotation of a GenBank genome assembly
AUGAGGAAGCUGCUAGACAAGGUGGAUCCUGAAGCGGAAAUGAAGGAUGGUGGCAGCUUGCCUGUGGGUCGGCAACCUGAGAGUGAACCUGGACUUAGUCAGGCUGGAGAUCAGCCGGCGCCUGGGCGGUGCCACAGCAGCAGCUUGGAGUGGCAGCAGCUGCUGCUGCUGUUGCUGACUUUUGGCCCUUCUAGUUCCAGAAGCAACGAGACUGGUGGUUCCAAGGAGACCGGCAGCUUGCCCUUUCAAAAAGGGGAGCGCUUGCAGGUCUGGAGCAACUCAAAGAACAGUUGGCGCAAUGGGGAAGUCCUGGAGGCUUUCCCAGUGGCCUGUAAAGCAGAAGGAUUUGCAGUGCCGGCAGGGACUCUGAAGGUAUCAUUUGAUGCCGGGACCAUCAAGUGGGUCAUGCCGGGUCAAGCAACGGCCAUUCUCCGGAAGGCACCGUCGUGA